Messenger RNA from Emiliania huxleyi CCMP1516, 771 nucleotides. RefSeq lists its product as hypothetical. The record is from RefSeq and is a predicted model, not a curated record. Gene Ontology annotation, cellular component: membrane. The coding region runs from base 1 to 771 and encodes 256 amino acids. Gene Ontology annotation, molecular function: oxidoreductase activity, acting on the CH-CH group of donors. The transcript has 3 exons. Lineage: Eukaryota; Haptophyta; Isochrysidales; Noelaerhabdaceae. Gene Ontology annotation, biological process: lipid metabolic process.
AUGAUGCGCUUCCAGACGGAAAAGUACCGCCGCCUGCGCGCCAAGGAGCCGCUCGGCGCCGAGUUUGGCCGCGGCUUCCUCUGCUCGGGCCUGUGGCGCUACUCGCGCCACCCAAACUACUUUUGCGAGGUUGCGAUCUGGUGGGCCUUUUACCUCUUCUCGCUCGCCGCCGGGCUGCCGCUCGUCAACUGGACCAUCUCGGGCGCGGCAUUCCUCACUUGCCUCUUCGUGCUGCCGCACGCCUCGCUCGACGUCACCGAGGUCCUCUCCUCGCGAAAGUACCCGCAGUACGCAGAGUACCAAGCGACCGUCUCGCGCUUCUUUCCACUGCCGCCGCUGCCUGCCGGCGAGCGCGCGCCGAUGCGUCCCGUCGACGCGGUCCUCAUCGGCUGGUUCUGCGUCGGCCUCGCGGUCACCUUCUUGGUCGACAUCGAGGCUGUCCUCGUGCAGCGGCCCGACCUGUACGGCCUCGACGCAGCGCACACGCCACUGUGGCCGCCAGAGCCGUGCGUCCGCGCCGUCCGGUGGUGGAGUGCCGCCGCCGACCCGCUGAUGCACGCGCGGCCGGUCUGGUUCCGAGCUGCCAUUUGGGUCGAGGUGCUGGUGCAGGCGCCCUUCUACGCCGUCGCCAUCUACGCCUUUGUGCGGCAGCGCAGCUGGGUCCGCGUGCCCGCCAUCGUAGGGCGGCGACUUCAACCGACUGUGAAGGACCCGGCGCCAGACGACGCAGGGCAGACGAUGGGUGCCAGUGCUGAGGGCGCCUGGGUCUAA